UUUUCAAAGGAUAGCAUGCUGCACACAGUAGUAGAAUUUAUUGUUUGUGAUGAUCAAUCUCUAGCAGUGGCAAACAAAACCACAUUUAGAAAUUGCUUGGUUGCAAUGCAUCCAGCGUCAACUACAGCAGAAUUGCCUUCAACACACAAUAUUACAACCUAUAUUCGCAAUGCAUUUAUCAAGCUCAUCAAAGGUACCAAGGCCAAUAUACAGGUAAGUUUUUUCAUAGAUGUGAUUGCAUUUUCUAAUGUAUUCUAG
This is a messenger RNA of Suillus discolor, 258 nucleotides long. RefSeq lists its product as uncharacterized. The transcript has 2 exons. The annotation marks the transcript as partial. Lineage: Eukaryota; Fungi; Basidiomycota; Agaricomycetes; Boletales; Suillaceae. The record is from RefSeq and is a predicted model, not a curated record.